Homalodisca vitripennis (glassy-winged sharpshooter) is the source of this 1364-nucleotide messenger RNA. RefSeq names its product origin recognition complex subunit 5-like. The transcript has 9 exons. The record is from RefSeq and is a predicted model, not a curated record. Lineage: Eukaryota; Metazoa; Arthropoda; Insecta; Hemiptera; Cicadellidae. Bases 1 to 1224 code for a protein of 407 amino acids. Gene Ontology annotation, molecular function: DNA replication origin binding. Gene Ontology annotation, biological process: DNA replication; DNA replication initiation. Gene Ontology annotation, cellular component: nucleus; nuclear origin of replication recognition complex.
AUGAGCGAGGCUUCAAAGAAGAAAAAGGAAGCUGUAGUUGAAAGAUGCCAGAUUAGAGCCCAUUGGAAGCUCCUGGAGAUCCUCUGCCAGCGAGUGUUUUACGUAUAUGGAGAUGCAGCAACGGGGAAGACCCAAGUAAUCCAAGGGGUGCUUAGUCUCACAUCAGCUCGCUUUGCUCUAGUCAAUUGUGUGGAAUGUUACACAGCUCGACUCUUGUUGGAACCUAUUCUGCAAAAACUGCUAGUUUUGGUGAAACAACUGCGCAUCGCGGCUCACAAAGGUCAACUGGCUGACGACCAUUGUGUUAUAGUUUUGGAUAACUGCGAGCGAUUGUUUGAACUUGGAGACCAUUACUUUGUAGCAUUCCAGAAAUUACAAGAACUGACGUCUCUCUCAAACUUGUGUGUAAUUUUUAUCAGUCAAAUCUUGCCAGAGAAGUUCUGUACAGUAGUCCCAUACAUAAGAAUAUUUUUCCCUCAGUAUAACAAAGAUGACAUUCUGAAUAUUUUAAUGAGAGAAACACCUGAUAGUGAAGAUGAAAAGGAUUUGUUCAAACAGUUUCUUGUAUUUUUCCUUGACACGUUUUACCUGGCUACAAGGGAUCUCAAUGAAUUAAAACAUCAGAUGAUUGCCAUCUACCCGAAGUAUGUGGAGCCAGUAAAGACAGGAAGAAUCAAGCCUACUGACACUCACGGACUAUAUAAAAAUAUUGCUCCUCACAUUAGAGCUUGUCUCAACAACGUCUAUCUUCCCGGUAUUGGUGGAACUGAAAAUGCCAAUUCAAAAUCAGAAACGGUAUUGACCACUAAGAUUCUACAAUCAUUGGAUCUUCCGUACUAUGCGAAAUAUUUCCUAAUUGCUGCAUUUCUUGCUUCAUACAACUCACCAAAAGAAGAUAAACGAUUAUUUUUGAAAAAUCACGGAAAGAAAAAGAAAAGAUUGGUUCAAGAUCAGAAAAAAGAAAAUGCUAGCAAAGAAUUGCUUGGUCCUAAAAUAUUCACUUUGGAUAGAUUGCUAGCAAUCUUCUAUGCUAUAAUGGAAGAGAAGACUCCACUAAAUGCUAACUUGUUAGCUCAGAUCUCUUCCCUGGUUGAAUUGAGAUUGUUGGUAAAACUGGGAGAAGACUUAGACAAGCCUAAGUACAAAUGUGCAGUGGGAAUUGAAUGUGUAGAAGCAAUAUCAAGAACUCUGGAUUUCAAUGUGCGGAAAUAUAUGGUGCACUAACUGAAGACACAAACUGAACUGAAAGAAACCACUAAUUUGUUAUUUUUGUUAGUACAAAAGCCUGUGAUGUAAUGUUAUCAAAUAAGAUUUGAUUUGUAUUUUGUACAUUGCAUUUAGUUAAUAAAACAGUUAAAACACAA